Molecule: messenger RNA, 4612 nt
Organism: Protopterus annectens (West African lungfish)
Lineage: Eukaryota; Metazoa; Chordata; Ceratodontiformes; Protopteridae
Gene: WDR97
Product: WD repeat domain 97
Exons: 23
Coding region: 333-4550 (1405 amino acids)
Molecular function (GO): protein binding
Source: RefSeq, a predicted model, not a curated record
ACAGCCGAGAAGGAAAAACAGAAAGUCCGUUUCCAUGACAGCGGAGACGCUGUCCAACUGGUUGCGUCCAGCGGCCUGUAAAGCUGACUGACGGGCAUAUUGCAAUGGGUGCUAAAUGAUAGCUUAGUCCUGGAAACAGCUCUUUUGAAAAACUAAUCACUUUAACGUGUAUGAAGUUGUUUUACGUCAGUGAGAGGAAUUAUUUGGCUAUAACUGUGACUAUGCGGCAAGUUCGAUGUAUUGUUUGAAAAACAGAAUGCAAUACCCUGAAGUACAGGGAGCCAUAUGUAAAUAGGAAUUUGAGUAACUGAUGUUCCUCUAAAGUGAAGUAAAUGGCAACCAUGGAAACACAGUGCAAACUCUCCCCUAGAUGGAACAGCCCAUCAUCUAAUCCAUAUGCCAUGACAAGUCCUGAACCAGAUGAAAGGGAUACUCAGCCAAAGAAAGGCAGUGAGAUGUGGAACACCCUUCGGAGCAGUAUGAAGGAGACCGUCGAUAAGGUCAAAAAAGCUGAUGGUAAACCAGUAUGUCUCUCUCAUGGCAUUCAUCACUUCCGCCGCAUGCUAUUACACCAGACAGUCUAUAGUGUAACCUACAAUAAAACAAGAAGAGAGUAUAUCUGCCUUGACUCUAGCAAAGCGUUGCACAUUUAUUUGCAUGAUGGGAGACUAAAGCAGACUUUGUCAGCACCUGAACCAUUUACUGGUAUUGUAUAUGCCAGCCAUUUUAAGCAAUACGUGGCAUGGAAUUUGAAGGAGUACUUAAAGGUUCUUAAUGCAGAGUUUGAGGUUAUUUCCACAGCUAAAUCUACAUAUGCAGUUCACUGUUGCCAAUACAGUGAAGACCUGAACGAGAUUGUGACGGCUGGUAAUGGACAUGUUUCAGUGUGGAGUUUCCGAUUUGGACACAGGUACCUUGUCUGCCGGAAGUUAAUGAGAGAAGGAUUCUCAGUCUUGGAUAAGUUCAGUCACAUAACAUUGGAUAAAGCCCGAGGACGUUUCCAGAGAUGCUUUGCUGUUUGUGAGACUGGUGUCGCUGUUUUCAAUCUACAGGAAGGAACACUGAUCACUUAUAAGAAAGAACUUCAUCUCAGAACUAUCACAAGUGCUGUAUAUUCUGACAGUAUUCACUCUUUGGUGACGGCAUCCCGUGAUGGUUCCAUCAAGGUCUGGGAUGAAAACUGGAAUGUCAGAAUGGUCUUUGUGGGACAUACAGCCACUGUUACAGCUUUGGCACUCUAUCCUUAUGGUCCUCUCCUGCUUUCUGCAUCUGAAGAUGAAACAAUCCGCACAUGGAAUCUUGAGACAGCUGACGAAGUGGAUAUAGUGAGAACUGGUGAACCUGUAGUGGAACUAUACACAGAGAGAGAAGAGGAACAAUUCUUCUCUUUCUCCACAUAUGGUAUUGAUCUAUGGAGAGUAAAUUAUCUAUACAGUCUUUAUACCAAGACAGACUCUUGUGUGAUUAGUAUAAAGACGGUAAACCUAUCAUGGAAGGGCAACUUCCCAAUAAGGUCAGUAUGUAUGUGCCAGGAAGGGAGCAUACUCUUAGUGGCCCCAGAGACAGGUGUUGUACUCACCACCUUAUUGCUGGAGAAAGGAAAGCAAAUAAUGGAUUCUGAUUACUGCCUCCCUACAGAAACACUCUUUGUAUUGACUCAGGAUGGAGAUAUUCUAAAAGCAAAUGCCUUGACCAAUCCAAUGACUGUUUUGAAGGAGCUGAAAGCUAAGAGCAAUUCAUCACAGCCUUCCUGUUUGCUAGUAUACAACUAUAUUGUGAAUAAAGAAAAAGCUUAUAGUGAAUGGAGGGAAGCUGUAAACAAAGGAUCUGUAUCUGGUCGACUGAGACGUGUUCCAUUUUCCUUGCAGGAAGACAAGAAUAGGUAUCUAUUAAUAGUUGGACAGGAAGAUGGUUUCCUAUCAGUACUAGACUGGAAUGAAGGUUGCAGGCAGUUUAUGGUUGAAGCCCAUAGCCCUAAAAAAGUGUCAAGACUUCUUGCCUUACCUGAUGAGGAUUACAUUGUCUCUGCAGGUAUGGAUGAUUCUUUGAAAGUCUGGCGUGUCUUUCCUUAUGCAGAAGAAGCCCUUAGUCUACACAUGAGUUUCUUCUGCUUCCAGCCAACAGUGCACAUGACAGUAAUGCGGUCACUGCUUAUUGUCGCUUUCCAGAACCCUUCUAAUGCCAUCUACAGUAUUGUGCAGUAUAAUUUGAUGAACAAGAACCGUACUGACCACCCACCUGGGGAUGACCCAAAAGAUGAGAUUACGGGUCUGUGUUCUUGCCCCACAUUAAAGAUAUUUGCUUCAUCCAGUAGAGAUGGCAUAGUAAAAAUAUGGGAUUAUGAAAACCGCCUUCUUAGAAACAUAUUUCUUAAUGCUGUGCCAGAAAGUAUUUCAUUUUGCAGUAAUCGUGGAGACCUAUUAGUGGGCAUUGGCCGACAUUUGUAUUGCAUUGGCCAUGAAAAAUACCUGCCAAACCACUACAAGUUCAAGAUGGUUUGUAUGGAGAUUCCUGAACCUAUUCCUGACCCACCCAUUUCAUUAGGAGAGGCAGCAGCACAGACCCUUUCCAGUGAUGCCUUGAGACGCAUCAAAGCAUCCCAGCCUUCCAUGUACAGGCUGGAAACUACUCCUGAGAUCAGCUAUUCGAAGGAAGAUGAAGAAUAUGAAAGGGAAAUCAGAGAAAAGAAUGAGGCAUAUAUCAUGCUUGCUGAGAGAGACAAUGAACUCCUGAUGCUCCAGCAGGGUGAACUGAAGAACACUAAACAACACAAACGCAGCAAGAGGACAGCCAGUGAAGCAUUUGAGCAGUAUAUGCAAAUACUUUAUGGGGACCGCUCCUGCAUACAGAUCCCCAAACUAGACCGUUUUGAACUAGAUAACAUCCAGAAAGACACCAAGGCUGUGAUUCGAGAAACUCAUGUGCCCAUGCCUGAGAUAGACAAUGUGGGAUUCUUUCCUUACACAAGACUAGCCAGAUCAAGUGAAGAAAACAUAAGCAAAAGAGACAAGCAGGAAGUGGAAUUAGAAACAGCAAAGUUUCCAGUCCGGACAUGGGGAGUCAUUCCAAAUUCUACAGUCUUGCAACUACUGUGGCCUAUUGUAAAAGAGUGUGAAGAAGAAGAAGAAGUGAAAAGGAGAGUGUUCAGACUGCCAUCAAUCCCUGCGGAACAGCUGACAGAGGUUACUGUCCAGCCUCACGUGGAGCCUUAUCAUUCAUUAGAACUUGAUAUGGGAUCACCGUCAUUAAGUGAUGAGGAGGAGGAGGAGGAGGUGGACCCUAGUGCUUUGGUAGAGAAAUUCACCACCAAGACUGAAGUGGAAGAGCAACCAGCAGAGCCAACUGUGAUUCCCAAGGAACCAGAAGUGGAGGUUUCGCCCAUCAAAGUGAAGGCCACAAAGCCUCAGCUAGUGCGACCAGUGAAGAAGCUAAUAAGUAUUCCAAAGGUACCUGUGCAGAAGCCUAGCCCACCUCCUCCGAGUCCAAGUCCACAGCCACCACCUCCUCCAGCCUCACCUCUAUCGCCACCAGUCCCACUGCAGCAACUUCCAGGAUUCAUUGCACAGUUCAAGGGUUCAGAAUGGUUUGAAAGUAUUUUCCCAGAUGCUUAUGCAGGGACUUUCCCAGAGCCCUCUGUAAGAAAGUUUGUGAAGAGUCUCCUAGAAUGGCUUCUUAAAGUAGACUACUCAAUCAAAGCAGGCAUCAUCGGUGCCAUCACCACACUUUGCAAUCAGGAGUAUGUGGAAAAUAUCCAGGAGAUCCAUGAUGUGCUGAUAUCUAUUCUCAACCAAAGGAACCCACCAUCACUUGAGAUUCCUGAGCAGAAGACUUUCAUUACAUAUUCUUUGAAUGCAUUGAAGACUGUCUUCAGUUCCAGUAAAGAUGUAUUAAUAGAGUUGAUGGUACAAUUUCUGAUGGCAGAUAGUGGCUUCAGGAAAUAUAUAGUUUCCCUCUUCUUGGAAUUGGGUUUAUGGGACACUGAUGACUGUUUCUGCCAGGAGAUGGAUUCUUGGAAUUUAUGGGCUACAAAAAUCACUAAAGCUGAAAUUCGGCAACUCUGCUCCAACUGGCUAGAAGACUGGAUCCGAAAAUUUAAGAACAGGAAGAAGGUCACAGAAGUAUCAAAACUGAAGGCUGACAGUCAGACUGACAUUGGAUUCAGGCCAAUCGAUGUUGUGAAUUACUUCUGUGAAUUGACAAGAAUUAAAAAACACCAACGAAGCAUGCCACAGGAAAAACUGUCCAAGAAGAAGAAUGCUGUACUUGAUCUACCCCAUAUCGAGAGGAACCGGGCAAUUUUCAGGCUUGGAGAGACAAACAGCAUGGCUCGAAAACGGCAGAUGGCAGAUUUCUGUCUGCCUGCAAUUUCAUCACAACCACUGCUAUCUGGCUUUGUCCCAUAUAUUAAUCUCCCAGUGAAGAAGAUCAGUCUGAAUCCAUUCCCCUCACCUAUCGACUUGAGUUCACCAAGGAAUGUUUUCCUCACCUUGAAUCAUAUGGCACCAAAGUACUUUGUUUUGGACCACACCUUCCCAGAGAAUUAUUAUUAAAGCAUUGAUCUGUACUUUUGAUGCAUUGUGUUUGUAAACAAAUAAAAUUAUGCAUGAUCCAG